UUAUACACAUACACACGCCGGAUUCUCAUGGAGAAGCAGGAUCAGACUUGGCUUUUAGGAAGCGUUUGUUUGUCAGUGGUGUUGUUGCUGAAUGGUUGGAUUUUGAUGAGGAAAAAGUUUUCCGGAAAUUUUGGAACUGUUUUUUUGGAAAAUAGUGGAAAGAGGAAGGAAGGAAGGAGGAGGAAGAAGUUACAAUUGUGAAACUUGGUGCUAAGGAAAGCUUGAGCUGAGUUAAGCUAAGCUUUUUGGAAGCGUUUGUUUGUCAUUUGUUGUUGGGCGAUGGUUGAGUCUUGAGGGAAAGUUUUCCGGAAAUUUGGGAACUGUUUCUUGAAAAAGUGGACAAGGAAGAAGUUAAUUGUGAGAUUUGGUGCUGAAAAUUGAGCUAAACCAAGCUUUUACGACGGAUUUUGUUUGUCAGUUGUGGAUUUGUUGUUGGACGAUGGUUGGAUUUUGAGGGAAAGUUUUUCUGAAUUUUCGGAACUAUUUUCUGGAAAAGUGGAAAAGGAAGAGGAAGAAGUUAAUUUUGAGACUUGGAGGUGGGAAGGUUAGAUCUGAUGUGAGCGUGGUGGACGCGACGCGUGAUUUGUUUAGUUAGUUAGUGCUGAGAGAGGAGAGAGGAAGGACGGAAAAAGUGUGACUGAGUUUCUGACGACAUUUUAUCUAGUUAUUUAAUCUAGUUUAUUUUGACGAGUUAAAAACUGACGAAGAGAAAAGUUAAUUAAAAGUUAAUUAGUGUUAGUUAAAAGUUAUCGUUACGAAAAUGAAGCCGUGGAGUAGUAUUUACGACGGUGGGGAGGACGACGAAGAUGACGAAGUAGUCGGUCAAGAAGGGGAUUUGGACCCUUCAGUAGAAUCUUUGAGAAGUAUGGAGGAACUCGGCCCAGAGGAAGAUGAAGAGGGGGGCGACGAAGUCCAACUAGUCGAAGGGGGGAGGAGGACGAUGUCGAAUAUAUAGAAGAUGCCGAAGAGUUUGACCCAGACCAAGGCGAGGAAGAGGUGGAUGACGAAAUUGAGGGGCUUAUCCAGCAAGAAAUGUUUAGUGGAUACGCCCAAGAAGAGGAAGGAGACGAAGAAGAUGAGGAGGACGAGGUGGAAGAAGUUGAACAGAUUUCGACAAUGGCGACGACCACGACCACCACGAUGAGGCGACCAAUCCCUGUAAAAGUUCCAAAACCCAAAAUGGAUUUCAACAUUGAAGGUUUAGACAUUGAAAUGAUCAAUCCCGACGAAGAUGACGAGGACGAUUAUCAAGUCGUGGAAGAUGACGAGGAGGAAGAAUAUCAACAAGUUUACAACAACAAUGGACAAUAUGACCAAGAUCAGUAUUACGACGAGGGUGACGAGGCCGGCGCAAUGGGGGACGGAUAUUAUCAAAAUAAUGAGAACAAUCCCAUCGAAAGUGACGAGUCAAACGAGGGUGGCUUUGUCGAACAGCAUUCACAAGUUAACCAGAACAACUUGCUGCUCAACCAGUUAAGAAACGACGACCAUUUCCUCGUCCCUCCCGAAAUGCCGAGAGAAGGGCGACGAAAAAUGGAGGUGCGCCACCCCAAAUUCGUCGGUCUGAAUAAUAUGCAACUCGUCUCCAGAAUGGUGCAAAAGGGAAAAAUCGUCAACCCUGCGGCGGACGAUGAUGACGACGAAUUUCUCUACGUGAAUGCUGAACAAGAGUGCUACUUGGCGAAAAAAGGGGUGCGGGUGGUUCCUGGGAAGAGGAAUUAUCAAAGUCGGAAUGGCAACGACGUGUUUUUGAGUAGAAGUGGGAACAAUGUGUUUUAUCUCGGGGGAGGGGUUCCACUCGAACCUGUCCUCGCCCAUCCAAGACUGAACGACGUGGUGGAAAAUUUCCGGCAGGAAAUGGCUUAUAGGAAGCAUGUGUAUAAAGAUAAGGUGGUUUAUAAGGUGGACCCUUCCAGUAUUGUACCCGCCUCAGUAUCCGGGUCGGCAGGUUCCUCUUCCAUUGGGAGUGAGGAAACGGACCCCGAAUUCCUCGCGACUGACGAUGAGUCUGAGAGUGAAGUCAUCAACGGUAGCAUCGCUGCCUGGAUCGUUCCCGACACUGGAUCUCGAAGUCCGACUCCGGAGUAUGAAUUGGAAGAGCCGGAGUACAUCCUAACCACUGCUGGAUCUCAUUCACUGGAACCUCCCGCAAAAAAGAGGAAGCAGAAGCACGAACCACAACCCCACACGGAUGGAAGGAUAUAUCCAAAACCAGGGUUCUCGUAUUCUUGUCUAAUUGCAAUGUCGCUAAAAAAUUCAAAGACUGGUUGUUUGCCUGUGUCCGAAAUUUACAAGUUUAUGUGUGAUCAUUUCCCUUACUUCAAAACCGCUCCAAGUGGAUGGAAAAAUAGCGUGCGGCAUAAUUUAAGUUUAAAUAAGUGUUUCGAGAAAAUCGAGAAGCCUGGGAAUGGUACCAGGAAAGGAUGCCUAUGGGCUCUCAACCCUGCCAAAAUCCACAAAAUGGACGAAGAAGUCCAAAAAUGGUCACGAAAGGAUCCCAUGUCGAUAAGGAGGGCAAUGUCUGAUCCAGAAAACUUGGAACUCUUAGAACGAGGUGAAAUGAAGAAAGAUUACAGCGGCAAUGGUUCAGAUGAAGAUGAAGAAGAAGAAUUUGGAGAUGGCACGACGGCCACAAUUAUCACAACACAAGCUCAACGUCAGUCGGAUCAGAAAAUCCACAUAAAGAAAGAAGAUCCUCUUGAUUUUGGGACAAUCACAAACGUUCGAGGGAACUACCUUUGUGCCGCCCCUUCCGGACCUCAAACGUACACGCUUCAGUUUUCCAACUUGUCCUCGACAACACCAAUUAUCAUCCGACGGACACCGGUGAAAUGAUUACAGCAUUACAGUCAGUAUGACUCAUCAACUAGCUGUAGUAUUCUUGCUGCUACCGCGUCUCGUCCAGCGUAGAAGUGAUUACCGAUAAAAAUAACUGAGUCAGAGCGAAAGAAAUGUUUUUCAUGGUAGUAGUUGAUUUUAUACUUGUUUUUUAUAAGCUACCAACAGUACUGAGAAUUUAAUGAUAAGCUAAAUAUAAGUACAUAUAUUAAUAAUAAAAUACAGAGUGGCAAACAUUCAGCAAGUAUAGGCGGACCAAGAAAAGGAUAAUUUAUAUGAAACGAAAAGGACGAGACUGUUUGCAAGAAAAGGACUGAUUUUUAAAAUGACAAGAGUGUAGAAAAAAAGUUGAGCUCACAUUCUUACCAUUAACAAGUUUCUCUUACCCGUACUCUCUUACUAAUUUGUCGAUUUAAAAAAGUAUAAUCAAAAAUGCCUAUAAAAUAGGAAAAGGAAAUAACAAGAGGCUAUAAUUUGUAUAGAUAAGAUGAUUGAUAUCUUAUAUAAUCUAAGUACUAAAUCAAGGAGAAGAUGUAGGUAGAAUAUGUGUUUUUUAUUAGAUACAUACCUACACUAUUCUUGAACAAAGAAUGUAUUUUCACUUUUUCGGUAUAUUUGAUAGAUAAGCAAUUCUUAUCAACAAUACAAUUAUAUAAAUACUUAGCAAACGAUGAGAAAUCAGAAAUCGAAUCAAAGUCUAAUCUAAUCUUGCGGGACUAGUUUAAAUCUUACUCAUCAAGUGGCCAGAAAAAAAAACUAGACGUAGUUUUUCGAAAUAAAUAAGAAUUUCCAAACUUAUUUAAAAAAAAAACUGUAGAGUAAAAUAGAUAAGUCGUCAUUACGUAAAUAUUUACAUAAAAAUAACCCCACGUCAAGCGAAAUACACAAGAAAAAAAAACGUAUUUCUCAACAAAAACAAUGUAUGUGUAAAGUAAAAUGUAAUUAUUAACGUAUCAUCGCUAAUAGAUAUUGUGAAUAGCUGAUUCGAAACGGUAUAAAAAAGAGAGAAAGAAAGGGAAGUGUUUUUUGUAAGAAAAGUAUUUUUGUGUUGAUAAUAUUUUCUUGAUGUCGUUUUUUACUUUUAGACAGUGGAGGAGGAGGAAGGAGCGAUUUUGUACAGCUUGUAUUAUUAUUUAAAUAAUCGUCGUCGAUAAGAUAAGAUUAUUAUCAACAUUAUUAUGAAGAAAAACAGUACAGUACACAAAAACCCUUAUAUAAAUCGAUCCAUAAU
Molecule: messenger RNA, 4069 nt
Organism: Folsomia candida
Lineage: Eukaryota; Metazoa; Arthropoda; Collembola; Entomobryomorpha; Isotomidae
Gene: jumu
Exons: 8
Coding region: 1033-2835 (600 amino acids)
Biological process (GO): regulation of transcription by RNA polymerase II
Molecular function (GO): DNA-binding transcription factor activity, RNA polymerase II-specific; transcription cis-regulatory region binding
Source: RefSeq, a predicted model, not a curated record